Molecule: messenger RNA, 1626 nt
Organism: Argiope bruennichi
Lineage: Eukaryota; Metazoa; Arthropoda; Arachnida; Araneae; Araneidae
Product: serine/threonine-protein phosphatase 2A regulatory subunit B'' subunit gamma-like
Exons: 12
Coding region: 262-1515 (417 amino acids)
Biological process (GO): T cell homeostasis; positive regulation of B cell differentiation; cortical cytoskeleton organization
Cellular component (GO): spindle; centrosome
Source: RefSeq, a predicted model, not a curated record
GCGAUUGAAGCGCUGUUAACCUGGAAUGUACCAAACUUUGAAUAAAGGCAUAUAAAUAUUAGACAUUAUUUCAUUUAGUAAUGAAUGAAAAUAUAAUGUUUAUAUGGGAAAUAUUGAUCGCUUUUAUUAUUACAAAACAAAGAUAUUAAGUUAAAUAUUCUAUUAACUUUAUAUAAUUGAGAUGACAUUUAUUAGCUAUUUAUCCAUAGAUAUUAAAAUCUCGCAUUUUAUUGGAUUUGGAAUUGCGAACAAAAAGGUAUUAUGACAUGCGAAUCAGAUGCUUGGGAACUGUACAGUAAUUGGAAAAAAAUUCCGACCACUUCAAAUUCAAUUCCACGAUUUUAUUAUAAAAUUCCAUAUGAAGAUGGUAGUUUAUGUCAAAAACUCCGCGAAGAAGCCAGAGCAGUUUUUAUUGAACGAAAAAAUAAGGAAUUAUUAGACAAUGAAGAUUUAAAGGAAUUAUGGAUGUUACUUGAACAAAAUCUGUCAGCACCAUAUGCAAAUGAAGAUCAUAUGAUUAAUUAUUUGGAUUUCAAAAAGGUUUCUAAUAAAAGUGAUGAAAAAUUUAAAUCUUAUUUUUCAGCUAAGAUUUUUGCUAAAUUGUUGCAAAAUGAUAAACAUGGACGCAUUUCUAUUCGGCAUUUUUUCAACUAUGUGAUGAGAAAAGUUUGGUUGCACCAAACAAGAAUUGGUUUGUCAUUUUAUGACCUUGCUGGUCAAGGUUAUUUGAGAGAAGUUGAGCUAGAAAAUUAUAUAUUGGAAUUGAUCCCUACUUUGCCACAGCUUGAUGGAUUGGAAACAUCUUUUCACUCCUUCUAUGUUUGCACAGCUGUAAGGAAAUUUUUCUUUUUCCUAGAUCCUCUGAGAACCAAUAAAGUUAAAAUUCAAGACAUUUUAGCUUGCAGCUUUCUUGAUGAUUUAUUAGAACUUCGUGAUGAAACACUACCAAAAGAUGUGCAGGAAGCAAACUGGUUUUCAGCUCCUUCAGCUUUACGUGUCUAUGGACAAUACUUAAAUUUAGAUACAGACCAUAAUGGAAUGUUAAGUAAAGAGGAACUCUCCAGGUAUGGAACUGGAACUCUGACACCUACUUUUAUUGAACGAGUCUUUCAAGAGUGUUUAACAUAUGAUAGAGAAAUGGAUUACAAAACUUAUCUGGAUUUUGUAUUGGCAAUGGAAAAUAGGAAGGAACCACAAGCAUUACAGUAUUUUUUUAGACUCCUAGAUAUUGAGCAAAAGAAUUACCUCAGUGUUUUUGACUUAAACUAUUUCUUUAGAGCUAUUCAAGAACAAAUGAAAGCCCAUGGUCAAGAACCUGUUCUGUUUGAAGAUGUGAAAGAUGAAAUAUUUGACAUGAUAAAACCAACAGAUCCGUUUAAAGUCACUCUAUCAGAUUUAAUACUUUGCGGGCAAGGUGAUACUGUUGUCAGCAUUUUGAUCGACUUAAAUGGAUUUUGGACUUAUGAAAACAGAGAAGUUCUUGUCGCAGAUAAUAAUGAUGAAGCUGAAGUUUGAAACAUAAUUCUUCUCAUACAUUACAAACAUUUGAUAUUUUGUCAGCGGAAUAACUGCUUUCCUUCUAUAAGUAUAAAAGUACAACAUUUUUAAUAAAUGCUUUUGACUACA